This is a messenger RNA of Rhincodon typus (whale shark), 6791 nucleotides long. RefSeq lists its product as uncharacterized. The transcript has 24 exons. The record is from RefSeq and is a predicted model, not a curated record. Gene Ontology annotation, molecular function: guanyl-nucleotide exchange factor activity. The coding region runs from base 217 to 5646 and encodes 1809 amino acids. Lineage: Eukaryota; Metazoa; Chordata; Chondrichthyes; Orectolobiformes; Rhincodontidae.
UCCCAACACAGUUGAACUCCAGACCUUGAGAAUUAUUUGCUGUUCUUUUUCCUAAGGGGGUGUUUAUGUUCUUAGAGAUGGAAAGCUUAACAGAAAGGGGAACAACUGGAGAAAUGACAGGGGAUGUACACCACUGGAAAUGAGAAGGAUACUGGAACAGAACAAUGCAUUGGAUUUUAUGUUGUUUUGUGGUAAUAGGUGCUGAACCAGUUUAACAUGACUCACAGAUCACAAGCGCCAAAGAGCAGAACUGAUAAUCAUUUGAGCAUAAAGGACUCGGAGUCCCUUGAUACCUACAUUCAGAACACUCUUUCAGCUCUCUAUCCGCCAUUUGAAGCCACUGCAGCCACUGUCUUGUGGCAGCUGUUCCAUUUGGUGGAGAGGUCAUAUCGAGGGGACGGACUCCGCUGCCUGAUUGACUUCCUCGUUCCUGCCAAGAGAAUCCUGCAGUGCAUUCAACAGGAGACAUGUGCCAAGUACGCAGGGCUCAUCUUCCAUCAUGAAGGCUGGCCUCUCUGUGUCCAUGAGAAAGUAGUGGUGCAGUUAGCAUCAUUGCACAGGGUUCGUCUGAAGUCUGGAGAUUUUUACAUACAGAUUGUACCACAAGGGAAUCAAUCUGCAAAAUUAGUGCUAAAAUGUCUUUCUGGAAAUGGACACUCCUUAGAAGAAGUUCCUGUCCCCGAGUGUGCCUACCCAAACAUCUUCACCAUGGAAUUUCUCGAAAGUGUAAAUCAUGAGAGGAACUGCUCCCUACACAGUUGUCUUCUAACAAGUGGCACUGCUGUUCUGAGGGUACAUUGGAAGAAUAUAAUUAACCCUGCAUUUGUUACCAAGCCAAAAGCCAUACUGACCCAAUCCUACCACAGUUCAGUUCACCAUGACCAGUUGAUAGAUACCAGCGUCACUAGGGAAAUGAUGCCUCAAAAAACGGAAAACAGGAAAUCCCCAGACCAUUACCUGACUGGCGAUGCAAUGCUGUCAUCGGAGAAAUCAGCAAUUUUGGAAGAUAAAAUUACCUGUGGGACUCAUUCAUCAGGGAGCAUCCAGUCUUUCAAAAGCGGUGUCACGCAGGAUCCUUCCAAAGGAUUUAAUGAAGGAAAUUGUUUAUUGUUUCCACAAAACUCUGAUGACACUGAAGUAUCUCCUUUACCCGAUUUAGUUCGACCUUUAUCUGCAGACACUCCAACAGCUAAUGGUGAAGUUCUGGUGGUUCCUGUGACUGAGAGCAGGAUUAGUACAAAAGUUUUAACCUUUGCCACAGACCUAAGCAGUCCUUGUCAACGGCAGAAGCAACACCGGGAUUCAGUGUAUCUUGAAACAAGGCGCCUUUUCAGGAAAUCAUAUAUGGAGGCUUUGCAGAACCCAAUGCAACUGGGCUUCAGUUCUGAGGAGUCUAUUGUUGAGGAAGCCAUGGGGCAUAAAACUGAAGUGAUCAGCAAUGGAAGGCUGAGGUUACGUACGAACAGAGCUGGUGCGAAACAGAACCGUAAGCAUGACCUACAUGCUGAUCAGUUGAAAACUAAAGGAAGGAAUGAGGAAACUAGAAUCAGCCAGCAAAGUCAAGACCAAAACGUGCCUGUGACACUUGCAGAGCGUUGUUCUGUCACUGACAGUAAAACCUGCCGCAGGAGAUCCAAGUCCUUGGAUUUGACCUCCAAGAGCUUGCAGAGUAAAGCACUAAGGACGAGAUUCUCUUCCGGGGAUUCCUCAAAAAAUCCCAAAAAAGUAAUAAAUGGAAACUCAGGGGAGCUAGGGAGACAGGAGUCUGAUGGGUGUUUAGCCAAUACCAAAAGUGGGUCCACUUCUCCAGCAGGUUCCUUCCAGAGCUGUGCGGUUGAGAUGCAGAGGAGGAGCAGCUGCCAAGCAGUUUUGAACAAUACGUGGGAAGACACAGAGAUUCCUCCUCCAGCACCUUGCCCUCAAGCCUCACUGCAGGCCCAGGGUUCCACCCAAGCCUGCAACAGCCUGCCAACAAAGGCCGCAGAGGUCAACGUCAACUUACUGCAAUCGGGAGUCGCCCAGUUACCAGGGAACAGAGACAAAGCUAAUCGAGCUGUGAUCCAGAUCCGUACGCACAACGUAAUAUGGAUGAGCCAAAACUGGCCCAGCACAGAGCUGACCUAUAUACUCCUGUAUUACUACACUAUUCCAAGGAAGGAAGUGCGUGAACUUGGACUGACCAUAUUAGUGGAUGCUCGCAGAUGUCUUCCCACCCUUACCCUCUUCAGAGCAUUUACUGCACUGCAGGUUGCCAUUCCAAAUGCCAUUAACUCUGUCCUGAUUUUGGUGGAAAAAGACUCUAUGUUCAGACCUGAAAGGGAUCCACUUGUCCAGUAUGAAAUAGUGUCGUCGCUGAAGGCUCUUCACAAGCACAUUGAUGGCAGCCAACUGACGCAGGAAUUUUCUGGAACGUUUCCUUAUGAUCACAAUGAUUGGAUUCGCUUCCAUAUGAAGUUGGAGCCAUUUAUGAUGAACUGUCGAGGGGCUCUCAUAUACCUGAAGAAUUCCAUCAACAGUCUGACUGUCAACAGAAUGCCGAGCACAGAACAGGAAGUUACUGAGCUCAUCAACCAACAUACAAGGAUAAUGAAGUCUGUGCUCGAAGAUUCUCGGCUAGUGGGCUUGCGUCUGGAAGGUGGGACUAUCCUUGCUCGGAUUAGGAAGGAUGAAUUCUCAGACACUGAUGACUACAGGGAUGCCAUGGAUACCAUCACAAUGCUGUAUAAUCAGGUGGAUGAAGAGGUCCAUAGGUUAGUCAUACUGACCAACAAGUGCCUACAGCAGCUGGAGAUCCUACUGCAGCUCAGAAGAUUCGAGGAAGGAAGUAGCAAGAUCAGACACUGGGCUGACUGCGAGAGAGAAAAAUACCUUGUUCAGGUGGACUGUUUGCCACAUUCCCUGGAAUCACUAAGACAAAUGCAGGAAAAGUUUAAUGUCUUCUACAGCCAGGCUGUGCAACAAUACAAAAGGGGCAUGCAAUUGAUCAAAGAUGCUGGCCAUCUAAACGGUCAAACACACAAAGAGCUGCGAUACUUGGGUGAAAAAGUCAACGAUUUCAAGCAGUUUUUAAGUAACUUCAUCAACAGGCUGGAAAAGUGGAGGACAGAUUUGGACAACAUAGUGAAUUUGCAUGAAUUUUAUGAGACAGCUGACCAGUGGGUUUUGCACUGCAACGAUUACCUAAGGCAGUUGAAAGUGGACGAGCAAAGCACCUUAGACUGUACCACAGCUGUGGUUCAGAGCUUGGAAAGAUACCACCAGGAUGCUGUCAAGUUCAAUGCAGAAAACUUCCAGGAGAUGAACGAGAUGGUCCUUAGCCUCGGCAGCGCUAGAGAAUUGAAGCAGUGGAACUUCCAGUGGGUGAAGUGCCAACAAACAAGGCAUCUUUUGGAAGAGGUCUUGGCCACUGCUAUCAGAAUCCAUGAGGGCCACAGCAACAACUUGGCCACUAAAGUAGACUCUGAGGAUGACGGUCCCCGGACAAGCGGUGAGUUUGACACAGAAGGAUCUGAUGAGCUUGGAGACUCUUUGUCUCAAAAGGCCACAGAGAAUAUGGAGAACGGCACGUGGCCUGAUGAGUCAGUGCAUCAUCAGGAACACGAUCAGGUUUUUGUGGCAUCAGAAUGCCCCGCUCCAUCACAUUAUGAAGAGUCCCGCCAAAGUGUCGACGCAUCGUCUAAAUUCAGCACGACCUCUCUAUCCUCGAUUCCAGCUGGUGGCAGGUUAUGCGGCGGCAGCAUCUUCUACAAAGAUCUCGACAACUGCGCCACGAGCUCAUCUGCCUCAUCCUGCCACUCGGAGCCUGCCUGCUCACUGGCACCUCGGCACAAGAAGCAGCCGUUGAAAAAGAUCAUGAAGAAGGCCCAGAGCUUUGAGUUGUGGCAACGAGAGAGUAGCCACAUUGAAGCUGGCAGGCACGGCAACACCGGAGUUUACAUCAAAGGCUUGGAGGUGGUCAGCAAUGUGGUGGCUGACAAAAAUCGGGUUUUCAGAUCAGAGCUAAAAAGCCCGGUGUUGACCAGGACUCGCAGCUUACCGAUAUCUUCCAGGAUGCUCCAUCCACAUGCAGAAGAAGCUAAGCGAACCGGGAGUAAGCUGCAGCAUAUAAUGGAUGAAAUGAUCAGCACAGAGAGGGAGUAUGUCAAAUCCCUUGGAUAUAUCAUAGACCAUUACUUUCCAGAGAUGGAGAGACUGGACCUGCCCCAGGAUCUGCGUGGAAAGCGCACUAUCAUAUUUGGGAAUCUGGAGAAGCUCUACGAUUUUCAUUGCCAGUACUUUCUGAAGGAACUCGAGAACUGCACCAACGGUCCGCUUCAAGUCAGUCAGUGCUUCCUCAAGCAUGAAGAGCAAUUCGGGAUGUAUGCACUGUACAGCAAGAACAAACCCCGGUCCGACGCUCUCCUUGCCAGUCAUGGAAACACUUUCUUUAAAAAUAAGCAGAUGUCACUGGGUGAUAAGAUGGACCUGGCCUCCUACCUACUGAAACCCAUCCAGCGGAUGAGCAAGUAUGCACUGCUGCUCAAGGAUAUGAUCAAACAGUGUUCCAAAACCCAGGAGCAGGAGCUCUCUGAUCUCCAAGCCGCUGAAGAAAUGGUUAAGUUUCAGCUACGUCAUGGAAACGACUUGCUAGCCAUGGAUGCCAUUCGUGGAUGUGACGUGAAUCUCAAAGAGCAAGGACAACUUAUGUGUCAAGAAGAAUUUAUUGUUUGGUGUGGGCGCAAGAAGUAUCUGAGGCACAUCUUCUUGUUUGAGGACCUUAUUCUCUUCAGCAAAACAAAAAGGAUUGAAGGAGGAUAUGAUAUCUAUGUUUACAAGCAAUCGUUUAAGACUGCAGAAAUUGGAAUGACUGAGAACGUUGGGGAUAGUGGACUGCGUUUUGAGAUCUGGUUCAGAAGGAGGAAAUCUCAAGACACAUAUAUCUUUCAGGCCAGCUCUUCCGAGGUCAAAUUAACCUGGACCAAUGUCAUAGGAAAAAUCCUGUGGCGACAAGCUCUGAGAAACCGAGAGCUGAGAAUGCAGGAGAUGGUAUCCAUGGGAAUAGGGAAUAAGCCCUUUAUGGACAUCAAGCCCAGUGAAGCUGCCAUUAGUGACCGGGCAAUUGACUACAUCAUGAAGGGUACGGAAUCCAGAACGCGAGCAUCCAUCGCUGUGUCUUCGUUUGACCACUCCACAUCCUUCAAGAGGCCUCAUUCGACCAUCUCCAACAGCAGCACCUCCUCUUCGAGCAGUCAGUCAUCUUCUUCCAUCCUGGGAACUCUCAACCUUCACAUGUACUCAAGUCCAACGCAUUCCAAUCCUCAUUGGACACCUUUCAACCAAUGGUCUUAUGACAUUGGAACCUGCAUCGAAGAAGACGAAGUGGAGCAAGAGACUGGAAGUCAACCAUCAAUGAUCACAGAGAGUUCGGAGACCUCUUCACAAUGUACUUCAGCAGAGAGCGUCAGUGGCUCAACUCUCAUCUGUGUGUCCCAGCUUUCCUCAGAGACAUUUCCUGACGACACUUCACAUCCUGACUCUAAGACAUCUUGUCAUUAUGCUUCCCUAAAUCCUUCCCCAAGACUGCAAAGGGCUAAGCCAGUAAAGAACCAGUACAUCACAGCAAGUAAUCCCUCACAUGUAACAAUUGGCCUGUCAACACUGGUUUGAAUUGCAGAGAUAGUUCACUGUAAACAGAAUGUGCCAUGGACCAUCUUACCGACCCAGUGAAGAAGUCAGAUUCAACUGCAGGGUAUUAGUGCCCUCAAACUGCUCUCUCUUGUUUUGAUGGGGACCACUCAGCCACCCUAUGCAGGAACAGAAAUUGUAGCCUGGAAAUCCGAAAUAGGCUGAAUAAAGGAGAACAGAAUCAUUCAACUAUCUGACAAGGAGACUGCAAUCAUGGGACAUUUCACCUCAUAUCGAAAGCGGACAUUAGUGACCAACUAAAUGAGAAGUAAUGAUAGUAUAUGUACAUACAUUUAAUAAUGGUUAGCAUUUUUUUACAGCUCGCCUUUAAUUUUUUGUACUGCAUUCUGUAAAUAACAAGGUGCCUUCUCUGCAUGACAUAUUUUCUUGUGCAAUGUAUGGUGGUUGUAGCUAUGAAACUGCAAAACUGUAAUUGUAGAUUAAGUCAUCACUGCAGCUAGUGUACAAAUCAAAUUGUGUAGCAGCAUCUAUAUUUGUGUAAAUAUUUAUUUUUAUUGCUAGUUUUUUUUCCUCCCAAAAUCAUGUCCAAUAUAUCUAUAUUCUUCUUGGGUAUCAAGAAUAAUAUGAUCAAGAAAUAUGAUACAAAAUUUCACUCUUUUAUUUGUUAUGUUUGUCUCAGCAGGAGAUUGACGUUGUAUUGUUUGAAUUGAGCCAAUUAUAUUUUGUACACUUUUGACUGGAGAUGGCUGCAAUGAAGUUUCUUUCAAUAGCAGUUACCUCCAUUAUAAUCAAAUCUGACCAUCUGAAAAGUUCAGAUAUCAACAUUUAUUCAAUGAGCCAGCAGAUCAGGAAGCAAGCUACAAAUAUUUUUUGACUGCUGUAAUUAUCUCAUUUGCUUCUGUUCCACUCGCUAAUGACUUACCAUACAUGUCCUUGUGUGUUUAUGUGCCAAGUCUCCAAUGCCAUUACAAACCUUGAACCACUUGCCUUCAUUAUGUUCUGACAAAAGAUCUACCCAAUUGUAUAUAUUUAAUCAUCUACACCUGAUAGAACUAAAAAAAAGGCAGCAAAUUUAAUCAAGUGACCCUUUGUGACCAAGCAGAUGCUAUUUUUUGCAAUCUCAACAUCAAUUUUAUGACUUCAGGAUUUUACCAAAUAAAAUUAAU